CCACGAAUAUCAGGAACACCAAUGGCGUCAGCAACACGAGGGCUACUGGCUUGCUCCAGUAGGCGGGCGUCUCAGAUAAUCGCCCGCCAAUCCACAAGAUCCUGUCAACGAGGCCUUUCCACGACCGCUCCACUUCGCGACGAAGAAGACAGACCCAAACGACCCGCAGCCGCACCACCAUCAUAUAAAAACUACCUCCCCAAAGGACUGGACAAACAAUUCGAAAAAGAGUUCAAUGAGACGCAAGCACAGCAGCUCGAGGCUCUAUCCGCGCAAUUGAAGCAUCUCAAUUUGGACGCCGCAGAGGAGGCUUUGCGAAACAAAAAGCAAGCUAUUCCUUGGUCGAAGCGUGAGCAUUCUGAAGACAAUGAUAUCCGCAAUUUCCGUAUAACAGGAUCCCCGGGCUUCUGGGCUGAGGGAGAACCGCGUAUGGGACCGGAUGAGGAUUUCUAUGGAGAUGAUAUCACUUCGCACGGACACGGUGAACUUGAACUGCACAGAGAGUUGAGGGAGUACGCUCGAUUGGCGGCUUGGGAAUUGCCAUUGCUCAGCCACCUUGCAAAGCCAUUCGAGCUUCCAAAGCAACCCUUCCGAUUCCGAUACACAUCAUACCUCGGCGAAAGCCACCCGGCCGCAAACAAAGUCGUUGUAGAAUUCGCUGUAGCCGACCUGCCAAAUUUAACACAAUUGCAGAAGGACAAGCUUAUCAAACUCGCUGGCCCACGCUACAACCCCAGCACAGAUGUUGUCAAGAUGUCAUGCGAGCUCUUCGACACAUUGCCUCAGAACAAGCGAUCCCUUGCUGAGACAAUCAACAAACUCAUCAAGGAAGCGAAGGACCCGAAGGAUACAUUUGCCGACGUGCCAUUUGACUUCAGACACCACAAACCAACAGUGAGGCAUGAGUUCCCGAAGGAGUGGAUUAUGACAGCGGAAAGGAAGAAGUACCUCGAGGAGAAGCGAGCGCUCUUGGCGAAGACGGAAGAUGAGAGAUUACAAGGGGGAAAUAUUGUCGACGGACAGAAGAUCAUCGAGUCAGCGUUGCCUUUCACCACUCCAGAGCCAGAGCCGGUCAUGGUGUCUGGACCAAGAGGCAAGAAAUUACGGUAGACACAAAAGGAUCGCGAAUGUUGUAUAAAUGUGUAUCAUAGUAAUCUGCCCAAUUUAUGCCCUUUGGCAGAGAGACAAAAUAAAGUCCAGCGCCGGUCUCAGACCAUGUAUUACUGCAAAUCAAGAAACUACGUUACAUA
Molecule: messenger RNA, 1250 nt
Organism: Aaosphaeria arxii CBS 175.79
Lineage: Eukaryota; Fungi; Ascomycota; Dothideomycetes; Pleosporales
Exons: 2
Coding region: 22-1110 (362 amino acids)
Biological process (GO): mitochondrial translation
Cellular component (GO): mitochondrial small ribosomal subunit
Molecular function (GO): structural constituent of ribosome
Source: RefSeq, a predicted model, not a curated record